AGCUGCGCGUUUGUUGGGCGUUGAGACACCAGAGGGACAGGAGGAGGGGGGGAAGCAGUGUGUGUGUGUGUGUAUGUGUUGUUGUGCUGAUGCCGAUGGCUUUCUUUCUUCUUUCCCACCUUCCUGACAAGUCGCCCGUUCUCCCCACCGGAGCUGCAGGUGUAGCGUCCUCCCAGCAGCCUACCUAUCCUAUUUUUCCAUGCACCGCGCCUCAGACUCUUUUCUGAAGUCACCAGCGGUGGAUUUUACGCACCGGAGUGGGGCGAGCAGCAUCAUGCCCAGUGAUAUUUGGUGCGUCUCUUUUGUGCGCCGUCUAUUAUUCCCGUUGUGAGUGUUAUGCCGGGUCCGCAGCCAGCACCGAUGACUUGAGACGGGCGGAGGACGUGGCCGCAACUAGAGCACUUGUUUUCUAAAGAGAAGAAUCAUUGGUAACCAUGGCAGACCAGUACAGUAUGUUUCUCACCACGGCGCCCCCUCUACGCCGAGGGAGCACGCCGCUGCCCAUCAAACAUCAGCUGAGGCGGGAGGAGGCCGUGUCCGAGGACUGCGAUUGGAUCCCGGGCCUCGAUGAGCCCGCCACGCUGCCUAUCAGUGAUACGUCGGUGCCCCGGGAUGAGUCGUUCAGCCAAUCGGCGGCCGCCCAGUCAGGUUACCACAGCCAUGGCGGGGCGCUGAGGAUAGUGCUGCUGGGUCAGAACGGCGUGGGCAAGUCGUCGCUGGCCCUGUCGCUGGCGGGCCAGACGGACAGAUCCCUGUCGAUAGACUCUGAGACACAAGCCUGCGGUGAAGGCUACGAGUGCACGGUGACCGUUGACGAUGAGGACAGCAAAAUCGUCGUUUACGACAACUGGAAACAGGACCUGUCCACGCUGCAGUGCGACGUGUGCAUCCUGGUCUUCUCAGUGACGGACAGGCGGAGCUUCCACCGCACCGCCCAGCUCCGCCUCCUCCUCAGGGAGUCCCAGCCUCACACACCAAUCAUCCUGGUGGGCAACAAGAGCGACCUUGUCCGCUCCCGGGAAAUCAGCACAGAGGAGGCCCACUCCAGUGCAAUGAUGUUCGACUGCCUCUACAUGGAGCUGUCGGCCUCCCUGGACCACGGCACCAACGAGCUGCUGGAGGCGGCGGUCCGGACGGCCAGGGGCGACUGCGUGGGCCCCGGCUGGACCGACGGCGACCCCGGGGCCGGGCGCAGGGAGAGCCUGACCAGCCGGGCCAAGCGCUUCCUGUCAGGGCUGGUGCCGCGCUCGUACGGCCGCGACCGCGACCGCGAGAGGGGCCGCUACCGCGAGAUGAGCCGGCACCGGGGCAGCAAGAUCCUCCGCCAGAAGUCCCGCUCCUGCCAUGACCUCAGCGCACUGUGACACACAAACAGAUGCACACACACACACACACACACUCACACACAGAUGCAUACACAACACACACACACAUAAACAUGCACAUGACAUGCACACAGGCCAGAUGGAAACCUUAAGGGGGGAGGCGCAAAAGAAGGAGAAGGUGAAAUGGAGGGCAGCAGGGAAGAGAGGUGAAUAAGUGGAGCGGCAUGGAGGAGAGAUGCAAUGAGUGAGAGAACUGAGGGGGGUGGAAGGAGACAGAUUAAUCAGUGGGGAUCAUGAAGAGAGGAGCGAGAGCAAAAUUAGAGGUCAGCGGCGGUGACACGAGGUGAACAGAGGGGGGUUACGGAGGAAGAGAUGGAUAGGAUGGAGGAGCACGCCGAGCUUUUCUGUUCCGCCCCGAGACGGAGACAGAGAGACAUGAAAGAGGAGCAGCGACGGCGAUAAGGAGCCUAAUUCGCCACAGCGGCUCGGGUGAAUCAGCGAGCACUUGUUACCUGAUGAGAGCGGGAGACAGAAAUUUGGAGGGAGACCAGGGAGUCUCAUCAACACGCUGAUUGGACGGUCGUUGUGGUGAAACGGGGGAUAAACAACGUCACAGUCGAACACACACCCGAGUGACAUGCACCGAUUAUGUAGAGACUGAUAGCAAUUUAAUGUACCUAACGACCUAUUGUAGAUCCUGUUUUAUAGCAUGCUGUUUCACCGUGAGUAGGAGGUCUGAGAUAAGACACGACCCUGUAGGUUUUCCUGGAUUUACUGUACCUCAGUGGCAAAUAGCUAAUGCACAAUCCAGCUAGCGUCUCUAUUGAUGCCGUCUCAAAGGCAAAGACCCUUUACUAACAAAAAUGCCCCGUCCAUGCUUUUUUUUUUUUGUACCACAAUGAUCACGCUCCGGUUUCCAGACACCGCAUCAGCUCUCUGUAUUCAUGUACUGAUACGAUCGGAAAAUAAAGGCGAGACCGGCGAUGCUGGCAGAGGCCUAUCUGCGAUUUUUAUACAAGGCUGGAGAUCAUCAGUGCCCAAGCCAUAUUCUGCUGAAUCCAUCACGAGCAAUCAGCACAAUGAACCCUUUACAGUGGGAUCUGGAGCAAGGCAGAAAAAGGUCAGAAUGGCUAUAAAGAAACAGACGUGAGGCAGGAGCGACCAGACUACACGUCCUUCGACGGAGGCUGAGUCAUCCGACACUGGACUGCCACCGGGGCUUGGACGGGAGGAGGAAAAACUAAUCUACCUGUGGCUGUUUUCACAUUCUCGUUUUUGCUGUGUUUUGUUGCCCAUUGGCGUUCUCAUGUGUGUUUGAGACGGUAUCCUGCGAUACAGUUGCACUUCUGUGGGGGCUGGCCACACAGGGGAUAUAUGACCCAAAUAAAAUAAAAAAAAAAAGAAACAACAACACAACAUAAGAACGUUCUGGAAACGUUUGGAUGUCUUGUCAGCGUGGCGGCAUCAUCGACUCAGUCUCACUUGUUUGUCACAGUCUACUAAGCACUCUUGUCUUUCCAAGGAGAAUAAAUUAAUUUUGUUUGACGUCCUUAA
Molecule: messenger RNA, 2879 nt
Organism: Myripristis murdjan (pinecone soldierfish)
Lineage: Eukaryota; Metazoa; Chordata; Actinopteri; Holocentriformes; Holocentridae
Gene: rem2
Product: RAS (RAD and GEM)-like GTP binding 2
Exons: 5
Coding region: 435-1364 (309 amino acids)
Cellular component (GO): plasma membrane
Molecular function (GO): GTPase activity; calcium channel regulator activity; GTP binding
Source: RefSeq, a predicted model, not a curated record